UGAGUGAUCAUCCAAGACUGGUGAUUCCAUAUUUUUUGCCAGGGGUUGGUUGUAUAUUUGUGCCAAAUCAGACCCAAAUUGGGCUUACAACACUUUCAGUUCUAUUUUAAACCUUUACUCACAUGUUUGCAGUUUCACAAAUCARUCUGUUAGUGGUCUGCCUCUGCAAAGAGCCCGAGCAAAGACUUGAUAGAACCUGCUCUACUUUCACYCUCAUGAAUCAUUAGGUGACGUCUAAAAGUCACUUAAUACUCAGACCUUGUCAGACGGUUUUCAGAAUGAUAAAAGAGGUCCAGUUGGUACACGCUUUGCUGUCACUUAAAACUUGAGAAACAACGUCAGCAAUGUCCAAUGUCCACUGGCUGUUGCUCUCAGCAGGCUGAGACAAAGGCAAAGUGAUGAAGUUAGCACGUGAUCUUUCGUGGUUAAAGGGAAACCAUAUAAGCCAGUGAAGAURAGUACAGUUGACAGCUGUUCCACUCAGACGUAGGAGUCACACACGCACUGUGAAGAUCCCUGUUCACACGAUCCUGCAAAAAAAAGACCAAAAUGAAUGAGACAACUACCUAUAUGUUUGAUGAGGACAUGUAUUAUACAUCAACUGAUCCAGGUGACUACGAGAUGACUGAUGACUCGGGCAUGUGUGACAAAAGCUGGGUCAGGCAGUUUCGUGGUGAGUACGAGCAACCCCUCUUCUGGAUCAUCUUCACCCUCGGCUCUGUGGGAAACCUGCUGGUGGUUUGGAUCUACACCGCAGUGCGCAACCGCUUCAAAACGAUGACCGACGUGUACCUGCUGAACCUGGCUGUGGCCGACCUCCUCUUCCUGUGCACGCUGCCCUUCUGGGCUGCAGAUGCCACCAAGGGCUGGGGCUUCGGGCUCAGUCUCUGCAAAAUUGUGUCCGCCGUCUACAAGAUCAACUUCUUCAGCAGCAUGCUCCUUCUCACCUGCAUCAGCGUGGACCGUUACAUCGCUAUUGUGCAAGUCACGAAGGCGCAGAACUUAAAGAAAAAGACGCUGUUCUACAGUAAGCUCGCUUGCCUCGGCGUCUGGUCUGUCUCCACGUUACUGGCCCUCCCYGAGUUCAUCUUCGCGCAGGUCAAGGUGGAGGAGAACUCGCAGCAAUCCUUCUGCACUCUGGUCUACUGGGACAAYGCAUUCAACCGGACAAAGAUCCUGGUGCUGUCCCUGCAGAUCACCAUGGGCUUCUGCCUCCCUAUGUUGAUCAUGUUCUUCUGUUACUCAGUCAUCAUCCGCACCCUUCUGCAGGCCAAAAACUUUGAAAAGCACAAGGCCCUGAGGGUCAUCUUCGUCGUGGUGUUUGUGUUCGUCCUCUCCCAGCUGCCCCACAACGCCCUGCUGAUCGUGGAGGCCACGCAGGCCGCUAACACCACCAUCACCGACUGCGAGACUGUGAUGCGCUUCGACAUCGCCGGACAAGUUGCAAAGAGCUUGGCUUUCACCCACGCCUGCCUCAACCCCUUCCUGUACGUUUUUAUCGGGGUUCGGUUCAGGCAGGACCUCCUGAAGAUGGUUAAGAUGUGCGCUGGUGGUCUGAGCAAAGGAGGGUUCAGCAAAGUCCAGUCAGUUUCCAAACGUCCCUCAGUCAUGUCAGACACUGACACAACCCCUGCUCUCUCCAUAUAAAUGAUUAUUCGCCAUAAAUACAACCAGUGGAGUCUGGUGAUCAUGCUUUACAAUUCUUUCCUCAAAUGCUACAAUACCAUUUACAACUCUGCAAACACAGAUCUGUCUGAUCUUUAUUUGCAUUAACAUCACAGUCACAGCCAUAUCUGUUCCCCUGGUAUCACUGUACAAACUGUAUAAAGAUGUAAAUACUGUUUUAUAAAUGUGUGUUUUUAGUAUUUUUAAUUUUUUUUUUUGCAUUUGUGCUUCCUGUAUUUGAACAUACCUGUAUUUUUGACUUUCAUGUGUAAAACAGUCAUUAAUAAAAAAGGAGCUUGCGGUCUUACACCUUUGCAUUGUCCUCAACAGCAAAACACAAAAAGGAAGGAAGAAAACCGACUGAGGUGCAACUUGUAAAUGAACGCACCGUGAUGAGCUCAACAGUUUGUAUUUGAGAAAGUCUGCUUUCACUGGCAUAACGUACCCGCUGUGGGUGAGAACAUGCUUGAAUGUGGCUGCGUCAGUCCACAAGGUUUUCGAUCUGACUGGAUAGUCCCCGUUUUUUGUCUGUCUGCGCCGUACUAUGUGCCGACACUCUAGUUGGUAAAGUUUUACUAUGACUCGGCAGUUCCGCCGUGAAUGCUGGCAGAGGCCAAUUCAAACUGACACGAGAGACGUUUCUCACAUUUGGUGUCAUAACGACUGUAACCCAGACAAACAACAGUCAGACAGACAGACAAAGUGAAAAAAAAAAAAAAAACGAACUCGCCAUGUUCAGGGGCAACUUUAGGUUGAUGCACAGGAUUUCAGUUUCGCCAACUUCAAAAAGAGCCACACGCAACAGUUGAAUGCGCAGCUCUUAAAUCGAGAGUGGAGAUACUGAAGGUUCUCUGCAAAGGGGCAUGAACAGUUAGCAUCUUACUUGUUGUAGAUAGAUUUUUGAACAACCUCAGUUUGGAGAAAUAAAGUUAACUUCUUUACCAUC
Austrofundulus limnaeus is the source of this 2611-nucleotide messenger RNA. RefSeq names its product chemokine (C-C motif) receptor 9b (gene ccr9b). Gene Ontology annotation, molecular function: C-C chemokine receptor activity; C-C chemokine binding. Lineage: Eukaryota; Metazoa; Chordata; Actinopteri; Cyprinodontiformes; Rivulidae. The record is from RefSeq and is a predicted model, not a curated record. The transcript is spliced from 3 exons. Gene Ontology annotation, cellular component: membrane; external side of plasma membrane. Bases 550 to 1647 code for a protein of 365 amino acids. Gene Ontology annotation, biological process: G protein-coupled receptor signaling pathway; positive regulation of cytosolic calcium ion concentration; calcium-mediated signaling.